Carassius auratus (goldfish) is the source of this 1086-nucleotide messenger RNA. RefSeq lists its product as uncharacterized. The coding region runs from base 1 to 1086 and encodes 361 amino acids. Gene Ontology annotation, biological process: negative regulation of apoptotic process; regulation of mitotic cell cycle; protein autophosphorylation. Lineage: Eukaryota; Metazoa; Chordata; Actinopteri; Cypriniformes; Cyprinidae. Gene Ontology annotation, molecular function: ATP binding; protein serine/threonine kinase activity. Gene Ontology annotation, cellular component: cytoplasm. The transcript is spliced from 8 exons. The record is from RefSeq and is a predicted model, not a curated record.
AUGGAUGACCACAUCCUUGUGAAGAUUGUCAGGGAAAGCCGAUUCAAGAACUUGGGAGAGCUUCACAAGGAGUGUACUGAAGCCAUAAACCAAGCCACUCCCGAACACAAUUUUGCACUUAAUUUGGAAAUCAAGGUCUGGACUCUGGAGGAAGACCUGAGAGGCACGAGAAUCCAAAGUCCAUUGCAGCGCUUUGAGCUCUCUCGGCCACCGCGUCUCGUCCCUAUAUUGAAAUCUUCGACCCACACGGACACACGCAACCAUGGCAACGACGUUCGCGGAAACAAAUUAUCGUCCGUGUCUGAGGAGAGUGUAGAGAGCCAGAUGAGUGUCAUGGAGGCCCCUCCUGUGGAGCAGAGCUCAACAGUUUCAGAAAAGCAUGCCAGCAAGCGGAAGAAGAACAUAAUUUCUUGUUUCUUCAAGAAAGUACGUAAGGCUGUGAAGCUUCCCAUCUGCUCCAAGAACACAGUGGACUGUCUACCACAGCAGGACCCACAGUUUGACAACUCUACACCUAGCCUGGAAGGGUGGAACGACGCCGCUUUAUCCAGUUCGGAUGGCUGCCCAGAGCAGUCCAGCUUCACACUUCCAGGUGAAGUGCUUGUUGAACCAGUAAGGGCUUCAGCUUGCCUGAACCUAAAGACAGCAUCCAGAUUAGAUGACUCUAUACCUAAUGUCAUCAAUGAGGGCAGUACAGACAGACCGAAAUUGGAGGCUUCAGUUACAAAAAAGGGUACAGAAGAACAUAGGAAGAGGAGAGGAAUCCACUCUUUCUUCAAGAGCGUGUGGAAGGCUAUGAAAAAGCCUUUCUGCUGCCAGAACAAAGUGGAGCCUUUUGUGCCUCCACCAGAACUGGAUGAUCCUGAGCUGUCACCUGUCCCAGAGCCUUCAGACUGCGUCCCAACUAAUGAAUCCAUUAGCACUCGCUAUAUAGUGCAAAAUAUUAUUGGAGAAGGAGGCUAUGGCAAAGUGUAUGAGGGAAUCCGUAUUUCCGAUGGCAAAAAGGUUGCCAUCAAACGUAUUAAAAAAACUGUACGGGAUCAUUAUCUUCAAACUGUAAGCUGGCAAAACAUAAUAUGUAUUUAG